This is a messenger RNA of Episyrphus balteatus (marmalade hoverfly), 1165 nucleotides long. It is a transcript of the gene Tssk, whose product is annotated as testis-specific serine/threonine-protein kinase 1. Bases 179 to 1093 code for a protein of 304 amino acids. The transcript has a single exon. The record is from RefSeq and is a predicted model, not a curated record. Lineage: Eukaryota; Metazoa; Arthropoda; Insecta; Diptera; Syrphidae. Gene Ontology annotation, biological process: protein phosphorylation; intracellular signal transduction; microtubule cytoskeleton organization. Gene Ontology annotation, cellular component: cytoplasm. Gene Ontology annotation, molecular function: ATP binding; tau-protein kinase activity; protein serine/threonine kinase activity.
CAUAAAUUUGAUAUUUUUAUUUUUGAUUGUUUUUGUAGAAUUGUUUAAAAACUUCCUUUUUUCAAAUCAAAUUAUUAAAAUCUUGUUGUUUUUUCUAAAACAAAAUUUUUGUGUAACAAUCGUCUUAAAUCAAACCAUUGCGUUUUAUUAUAUUUUUAUAAUUUCCCGUUUUUAAAACAUGUCAAGAGUAGCAAAUAAUUCAAUACGUUCGUUAACAACAAAAACAUCAGAAUUCGAUGCUCUUUCAAUGCGUGGUUACAAUAUUGGCACGAAAAUUGGCGAAGGAAGUUAUGCUACAGUCAUUUCGGCAAAUUGUAAGGAGAAAAAUGGCAAACAAUUGCAUUUGGCGUGCAAAAUUAUUAACAAAUUAAAAGCUCCAAUGGAUUAUUUGAAUAAAUUCUUUCCACGGGAACUCGAUAUCUUGAUGAAGAUAGAUCAUCCAAAUAUUGUACAAGUACAUAGUAUUCUGGAACGUGGUCCGAAAAUAUUUAUAUUUAUGCAAUUUGCUGAAAAUGGUGAUCUAUUGACUUAUAUUUUAAAGAAUGAAAUUAUUGGAGAACUACAAAGUAAAGCUUGGUUUUUACAAAUGGGAAAGGCUUUGACAUAUCUUCACAAUCACGAUAUUGCUCAUCGUGAUUUGAAAUGUGAGAAUAUUUUACUAUCACAGCGAAUGAAUAUCAAACUUGCUGAUUUUGGUUUUGCACGUUUUUGCACUGAACAAAAUGGACAGCCCAUUUUGUCACGAACUUAUUGUGGAUCGGCUGCUUAUGCAGCACCUGAAGUUGUCGGUGGACAUCCUUAUGACCCGAAGUUAGCUGAUGUAUGGUCACUUGGAGUGAUAUUGUUUAUUAUGCUCAACAAAAAGAUGCCAUUCGAUGAUCGAAAUGUUCAAAAGCUACUCAAGGAUCAGAUGAGUCGGAAGUAUACUUAUCGACGGAAGUAUGUUGAUCAAAUAAGUGAAGAGGCUAAAUCUGUUGUAAGGGUACUCUUGGAACCUGAACCGAAUGUUCGAUGGGAUUUGAGAGAAAUAUUAAAUAGUACUUGGUUGACGGAGAGUCAAUCGACAGGAUCAUCAUCGUUUGAAAAUAUUUGAAAAACGAGGUUUUUUAAAGAGUUUUUGAGCUUAAAAGAUUGAAUUGUCAAAAUAAAAAAAACUAUAAAACAG